AUGCUCUCAUCAGCCUCGGCCUCGCUUGCUGGACGAGCUCCGGCUCUGCUCCGAUGCGGUCGCCGUGUCCCCAGCUCCCUCUCCGUCCGCUCCUUCUCUCGCGUCGCCUCGGCUAGGCCUCCUUCCCACAUCCUCUCCUCGUCCGUCAGCGGCCCCUGCAAGCGCCUAGGCACGAUCUCCAUCGUCCGACCCUACAGCUCCUCCACCUCCCAGUCCGCCCCGAACCCCCAGGCCUACCUCGACAGCGGUGUCAUCAAGCCCCAGCAGAACGUCGACGUCAAGAAGGUCCUCGUCAUCGGUAGCGGAGGUCUGGCCAUUGGCCAGGCUGGAGAGUUUGACUACUCUGGCUCCCAAGCUCUCAAGGCCCUCAAGGAGGCCGGCGUCGCCUCGGUCCUCAUCAACCCCAACAUCGCCACCAUCCAGACCAACCACUCUCUCGCCGACGAGGUCUAUUACCUCCCCGUCACCUCCGAGUACGUCACCUACGUCAUCGAGAAGGAGAGGCCCGAUGGCAUCUUCCUGUCCUUUGGCGGCCAGACCGCCCUGAACCUGGGUGUCCAGAUGCAGCGCCAGGGCCUCUUCGACAAGUACGGCGUCAAGGUCCUGGGUACCAGCGUCAAGACCCUCGAGACCUCCGAGGACCGCGACCUGUUCGCCCGCGCCCUCGACGAGAUCGACAUACCCAUCGCCAAGUCCAUCGCCGUCAGCACCGUCGACGAGGCCCUCGAGGCCGCCGAGAAGGUCGGGUACCCCAUCAUCGUCCGCGCCGCCUACGCCCUCGGCGGCCUCGGUUCGGGCUUCGCCAACAAUGAGGAGGAGCUCCGCAACAUGUCGGCCCGCUCCCUCACCCUGUCGCCGCAGAUCCUCGUCGAGAAGUCGCUCAAGGGCUGGAAGGAGCUCGAGUACGAGGUGGUCCGCGACGCCAACAACAACUGCAUCACCGUCUGCAACAUGGAGAACUUCGACCCGCUCGGCAUCCACACCGGUGACUCCAUCGUCGUGGCCCCCAGCCAGACCCUGAGCGACGAGGAGUACCACAUGCUCCGGUCGGCCGCCAUCAAGAUCGUCCGCCACCUCGGCGUCGUCGGCGAGUGCAACGUGCAGUACGCCCUGCAGCCCGACGGCCUCGACUACCGCGUCAUCGAGGUCAACGCCCGUCUCUCCCGCUCGUCGGCCCUGGCCUCCAAGGCCACCGGCUAUCCCCUCGCCUACACCGCCGCCAAGAUCGGUCUGGGCCACACCCUUCCCGAGCUCCCCAACGCCGUCACCAAGACGACGACGGCCAACUUUGAGCCGUCGCUCGACUACAUCGUCACCAAGAUGCCCCGCUGGGACCUGUCCAAGUUCCAGCACGUCAAGCGCGACAUCGGCAGCGCCAUGAAGUCGGUCGGCGAGGUCAUGGCCAUCGGCCGUACCUUUGAGGAGUCCUUCCAGAAGGCCAUCCGCCAGGUCGACCCGGGCUUCCUCGGCUUCCAGGGCGACAGGUUCGACGACCUCGACUACGAGCUCCAGAACCCCUCGGACCGCCGCUGGCUCGCCGUCGGCCAGGCCAUGCUCCACGAGAACUACUCGGUCGACCGCGUCCACGACCUGACCAAGAUUGACAAGUGGUUCCUCUACAAGCUCCAGAACCUCGUCGACAUGAACCGCGAGCUCGAGGCCGCCGGCUCCCUCGACGCCCUCAAGAAGGAACAGCUCCUCCAGGCCAAGAAGAUGGGCUUCUCCGACAAGCAGAUCGGUCUGCUCGUCGGCAGCACCGAGGAUGACGUCCGCGCCCUCCGCCUGUCCCACAACAUCCGCCCCUGGGUCAAGAAGAUCGACACCCUCGCCGCCGAGUUCCCCGCCAACACAAACUACCUCUACACCACCUACAACGGCUCCUCGCACGACGUCGACUUCGAGGACAAGGGUACCCUCAUCCUCGGCAGCGGUGUCUACCGUAUCGGUAGCUCCGUCGAGUUUGACUGGUGCGCCGUCAGCGCCACCCAGGCUCUCCGCGACAUGGGCGAGAAGACCGUCAUGAUCAACUACAACCCCGAGACCUUCUCCACCGACUUCGACUGCGCCGAGAGGCUGUACUUUGAGGAGCUCAGCUACGAGCGCGUCAUGGACAUCUACGAGCUCGAGAGUGCCAAGGGUGUCGUCGUCUCCGUCGGCGGCCAGCUUCCCCAGAACAUGGCCCUGAAACUGCAGGAGUCUGGCGGUGCCAACGUCCUCGGAACCGACCCCAGGGACAUCGACAAGGCCGAGGACCGUCAGAAGUUCUCCGAGAUCCUGGACAGCAUCGGCAUCGACCAGCCCGCAUGGAAGGAGCUGACGUCUGUUGAGGAGGCCGAGAACUUCGCCAACGAGGUCGGAUACCCCGUCCUCGUCCGCCCCAGCUACGUCCUGUCCGGCGCCGCCAUGACGGUGAUCCGCAGCCGCGAGGACCUCAAGGUCAAGCUGGAGGCGGCCAGCAACGUCUCGCCCGACCACCCCGUCGUCAUCAGCAAGUUCAUCGAGGGCGCGCAGGAGAUUGACGUCGACGCCGUCGCGUCGAAGGGCGAGCUGGUGAUCCACGCCGUCAGCGAGCACGUCGAGCAGGCCGGCGUGCACUCGGGCGACGCCACGCUCGUGCUGCCGCCCGCCAACCUGGACAAGGACGUCAUGCAGCGCGUCAAGGAGAUCGCCGAGAAGGUGGCCAAGGCGUGGAACAUCACGGGCCCCUUCAACAUGCAGAUCAUCAAGGCCGACUCGGCUGAGGGCGUCCAGCUGAAGGUGAUCGAGUGCAACCUGCGGGCGUCCCGCUCGUUCCCCUUCGUGAGCAAGGUGCUCGGCCAGAACUUCAUCGACGUGGCCACCAAGGCCCUCGUCGGCAACAACGUCCCGGCCCCCACGGACCUGAUGGCCAUCGAGCGCGACUACGUGGCCACCAAGGUGCCCCAGUUCUCGUGGACCCGUCUGGCCGGAGCCGACCCGUUCCUGGGCGUGGAGAUGUCGUCGACGGGCGAGAUCGCCUGCUUCGGAAAGGACCUCACCGAGGCCUACUGGGCCUCCCUGCAGUCGACCAUGAACUUCCGCAUGCCCGAGCCGGGGGAGGGCCUCCUCUUCGGCGGCAACGUCACCAAGCCCUGGCUCACAAAGGUGGCCGACUACCUCGCCCCGCUCGGCUACAAGUUCUACGCCGCCGACGAGGAGGUCAAGAACUUCCUCGAGUCGUCGUGCGCCGACCGCUCCGUCACCGUAGACGUCAUCGAGUUCCCCAAGGAGGACAAGCGUGCCCUCCGCGAGGUCUUUGAGAAGUACGACAUCCGCGGCGUCUUCAACCUCGCUCAGGAGAGGGCCGCCACCACCCUCGACGUAGACUACGUCAUGCGUCGCAACGCCGUAGACUUUGGUGUACCUCUGUUUAUGGAGCCCAAUACCGCCAUCCUCUUUGCUCAGUGCAUGAGCGAGAAGCUCCCCCGGCCUCAAGGUAUCCCUUCUGAAGUCCGUACCUGGGCUGACUUUAUCGGAGGAAAACCUCUGUAA
Geosmithia morbida is the source of this 3510-nucleotide messenger RNA. RefSeq names its product carbamoyl-phosphate synthase large subunit. NCBI's taxonomy places the organism in Eukaryota, Fungi, Ascomycota, Sordariomycetes, Hypocreales, Bionectriaceae. Gene Ontology annotation, cellular component: cytoplasm; cytosol. The record is from RefSeq and is a predicted model, not a curated record. Gene Ontology annotation, biological process: L-citrulline biosynthetic process; 'de novo' pyrimidine nucleobase biosynthetic process; UTP biosynthetic process. The transcript is spliced from 4 exons. The coding region runs from base 1 to 3510 and encodes 1169 amino acids. Gene Ontology annotation, molecular function: dihydroorotase activity; metal ion binding; aspartate carbamoyltransferase activity.